GAUGGCGGACAGUGAUGAAGAAGACUUCGUUGCGCUUGGAACUCCAUUUGAACAGCUUGAGGAAGAUGCUCCCAGGAAAAAGCCAGUGCCAAUACACGAACAAAUCGUCACGGAUGAGCGUGGCAGGAGGCGUUUUCAUGGCGCGUUUACAGGCGGAUUUUCAGCGGGUUAUUUCAACACCGUUGACACUAAGGAAGGUUGGACUCCCAAGACAUUCGUCUCAUCUCGUUCACAGAAACCUACGGAACGAGUUACGCAGAGACCCGAGGACUUUAUGGACGAAGAAGACUUAAGUGAAUUUGGGAUUGCGCCAAAAAGAGUAGUUACUACUCAGAAGUUUUUGCCAAGUCGAAGUGAUGACAGUACAAGUGGCAAGAGACCUAGUGGUAGUGGUGGUCGUGGGGCAGGAUCGGCUGUUCUAGGGGAAAACUUGCUGCAGGAGCUUAUUGUCCCUGUGAAGAUGUCGGUAGGAAUUAAGUUGCUGAGUCAAAUGGGAUGGAAGGAAGGCCAGGGAGUGGGGCCUAGAGUUAGACGUGAAGCAAAGAAGACAUAUGGAUGUGUGGGCCCACCUGGUUCAGAACCAGACAAACCAGAAGGCGAAGAAGAUAUCUAUGCUGUUGGUCUCUUUUUUGCUCCCAAAGAUGUUGAAUCAUUUGAGUUCACUUCAAAAGAUGACUUACAUGGCAUUGGUUAUAGUGGUAUUGAUCCAAAGACAGCUUUACUGAGCCAGACAGACUGGCUGGGAAUGAAUACAUCUUCAAGCAGCAUUGGUAUCAGAGGCCAGGUGGGAUGUUAUCAAUCUUCUGUAAAGCAUCAAAGCCCCCACCAGCACGGAAGCACUACCCUCCUCCUGUAGUACCAAGAGACUUCAAACCCUUCCACAACACUGAAGAAACCACCCAAGCCAAACAGCCCUUGUCAGGUCUCCCAGUAAACCAAGGACAGAAAACGCUGGAAGGAAACCAAACUAACAAACGUCUGACAGCUAAAGAGAGGGGGGAAGCUUUGGGAGAAGUUCCUCUUCCUACCCCAAAGAAAUCAAUUUUUGACUACAUCGCCGAAGAAGAUAAAACUCGCUUGAAAGAAUCCAAGGAAAAGACGAACACUUCAAAAGAGCGCGCUAAAGUACUUGAAAAUAAUGACUUAAAUACGAGGUUUACUUCAAGAGGUCCGCUCAGCACAAGUGGGUUUAAACCCUUUGCAAAGGAACCAGAAAAACAGGCUCGAUAUGAACAGUACUUGAGUGGGAAGAGUGAUAAAGUUAUCUGGUUACAGACAGACAGUAAAAAGACUGAAUGGGAACGAGAAUGUGAACUGGAAGAAUUCGCGCGAGCAGCCGCAUUGUACCGUCCCCUCAGUCAAACAAUGGCCGCUCGCUUCACAUCAGCUAAAGAUACCGACGAGAAAACAAAUAAAGAGGAAUCUGGAAAGAAAGACGAGUCUACUGCUGCUAAGAUGAAAAUGUUCGGCGCUUUGACGCGCGAGAGAUUCGAAUGGCACCCGGAUAGAAUAUUAUGCAAACGGUUUAACAUACCUGAUCCUUAUCCUGGUUAUGGAGUAACUGGAGUGGUGAUGAAUCAACGAGAGAAGGCUAAGACUGCUGAAUCUGAGUCAGUCAUUCGUGAGGUAAAGGCCAUUGAAUAUAAACCUCAUUCGAGUGAGCAAGACACUAACGAAGCCAAGAGUAGUGGACACCAAGAUGAGAUGGAGAUGGUCCAGAAAACGUCUGCACUGGUGGCUGGUUUUCAGAGCAUCGUAUCACAACGAAAACAGCCUUCCUAUCAAGAUACCUCUGCGGGGUCUUCUAGUGAAAGGGCUGACAAAGAGGAACCGAACAAACACGACCCAAACACUGAUGCCGAUGUUAUCAAGCGAGCGUCUAUGGAUCUUUUUAAUGAGAUCUUCGCUGAAAGCUCCUCGGAAAGUGAAUCGGAAAGUGAGGAAAACGAGGAAGCAGAGCAGUCAAAAUCUGUUGAAUUGGAUGUUAAAGAUAAUAAAGAUAAUGAAAAGACAGACGAGGGAGGCAUUGAAACGAAAGAUGUGACCCUAGUAAGUGAUGUCCCAGUACCUGUUCCAGUAGAGGAUACGCCACCUGAAACAAUAGAAAGAGAAAAAGAGCCUUCUCCAGAAACGUUUGGUCCCGCAUUACCAUCGUCAUUCGUUGGCGGCAACACUGCUAGUAGUUCCAAGGGAUUUUAUUUUUCCACUCCCGAAGAUUCUUCCAGGAGACAAGACAAGCAACAAUGCAAGAAGAAAAAGAAGCAAAAGAGUAAAGAAAUGGGUAGCGAUAUCAGUGACAGCAAUGAUAGGUAUAGUAGACGAAGAAAAGAGAAGAAAAAACGCUCGAAGAAGAAGGGAAGUGAUUUGACUGAUAGCGAUGAAGAGUAUAAAAGCAAGAAAAGAAAAAAGAAGACGAGGAAAGAAAUAGAUAGUGAAUUGUCUGACAGCGACAAGAAAAACGCUAGAAAAAAGAAAAAGAAAACGAGUGCAAAAUAUAAGGAGAGUGAUUUUUCUGACAGCGAUAGUGAAGAAUCACUUAGGAAAGAGAAAAAGAAGACAAGAUCGAAGUAUAGCGACAGCAAUGACAAGUAUGAUAAAAGAAAGGAAAAAAAGCCGAAAGAGAAAUACAAUAGUGAUGAUGAUUCGUGUAACGAGGAACGCUCUAAACAUAGGAAAAAGAAACGAAAGGACAAAGAAAAAUCAGGAAAGAAAUAUUCUGAUAAAACAAAAAAAUCCGAUCGAGAAGAGUACGAAGAAAUUCAAUACGAACCUGAAAAAUAUGCGCAAAAGUUUGCGCUAAACACUGCGGUUGGAAAAUCUUCUAAAUCGUUUGAUUCACCAGGGAGUAGUGGAUAUAGAAAAUCAGAUUAUGACGGAAAGAGCAAAGACUCUAGAGAAGAAAUAUCGAAGAAAGAUGCUAGAAACUCUAAUGAUGGCAGAACAGAUAAUAAUUCCUCAAAGGAACAAGAAAUCAGCAGAGUUCCUGAUAGCAAAGAAAUAAUUAAUAAGCUUAAAAACAUUCAGAUGUUAAAAGAAAAGAGACGAAUGCUCGCGGCUGAUUUUAUGUGAACCGCAUUUUCUAUUACUCCCAUGAACUAGGGUACCUUUUGGUGUCAGCGGUCACGCCUGGUUUUCCUUACGACGCAAAACAUGUCAACAGAAAAUGCAGGUAAAUUUUUCGUUUUCACAUGGUAAUCGUCACGAAAUCGCGAGGAAAAAUGUAUUUAAUCUUGGUGGCGGAGCUGGCGUCGCUAAUGAAAAUCUGGGUUAUCUGGAGCGAGGAUUUGAACCACGGAUUCAACAUAGAUAGAUAGACGAACUAGAUAGACGACUUUAUUUAACGAGGGUUGCACUGAGUGUUCAAGGGAGCUAAUGAUCUUGUAGCCUCCUUUGGAGCCUCCACAAGGAGAAGGAAACGUUGCGUGACGACCCUAAGAACGGCUGCAAAGGAGGCUAAUAAUCUUGUGGCCCUCAACUGCUACUAUUUUUUGAUAUCUUGCUCUUCCAACAAUCCUUUUGUAUUUAUAUAUGGUUAUUUUUGCACUGAUAUACUAGUAAGUCAUACAACAUGGGCGAAUUGGCCAGGGUUAAGAUUACCCAAGUUUUCUUUCUAGAUUUCUUAUAAUUCCUUCUGUUCUUAUUUUUCGAUAUGAUAACAUCAAAGCAUGGAUUGAUUCAGUAUCUGGACUGUUCCACACGGCUUUGCAUUUUAUCUGUACUUUACUCUAUAAAAAUGUGAACCCGCCCUUAUGUACUUGGUAAUACUGCAUUCAUUUCUCCAAUAACCUUUUAUCACGCCUCUCUUGUUAUAAGACGGCUAGAAAUACAUGACUUAAAUUACUUUUAUUGAAUCUGAAAAAAUAUUUACAGUCAUGAUUAUAGCUGGAGGGAAGGGUUUGAUACUAGUAAACAAAUAAUUACGUGGCAUAUUUUUUUAAUAAACUACUGGAAUCUUAAAAAUUGAUAUAUGGAAAUAUCAAAAGU
Molecule: messenger RNA, 3984 nt
Organism: Actinia tenebrosa (Australian red waratah sea anemone)
Lineage: Eukaryota; Metazoa; Cnidaria; Anthozoa; Actiniaria; Actiniidae
Biological process (GO): mRNA processing
Cellular component (GO): nucleus
Molecular function (GO): RNA binding
Source: RefSeq, a predicted model, not a curated record